UGUGACCUUUCACCUAAAAUGUCCGUGAAGAACGCAUGCAGUAGAGUUCAUACCAUUCUGUUUAUCCGCUGGUUUUUACUUUUCCAUUUUUUAUUUAUUAAUGUAUUUAUGUACAACGUAAAGCGAAUUUACUAAUGUAAUACUUAAGGUCAACGUCAGUCUGGAUCUAUGUGCGACGUGUUAGCAUACUCGCUGCUUUGCUAGGCUAGCUAGCUAGCUGUAGCUUACUUCUCCCUACAGCUGGAAGGAAACAUGUCGGUUUGUAUGGUUGCACGCUUGUGUCAGACCUCCUCGAUACUUUCACUGUUGAAAAUGUGCAUGAGAAAAAGUCAUAGGUAUAACUCGAGCUACACGAUGUCCAGACAUCGCUGGAUUCAAAUUAUGUCCGGGUUUCCCAGCAUCACCUUCAGGAGGAGGACGAGCACACAAGCUGACAAGGACACGGUCGACCUUUCCAAGUUCCCGGCGGACAGAAUCAGGAAUUUCUGCAUCGUUGCUCACAUCGAUCACGGGAAAAGCACGCUAGCUGACAGGCUGCUGGAAAUGACAGGUGCGUUAGCAUUGCAGCCAAAGGUCAUGCGCACAGAUACAUGUCUCAUUUAUCCGCGUCAUCGUUGGGUCUUGAGCUAAAUAAGUCGGGACUGUUACGCUCACUGGUUGGAAAACAGGCGCCAUAGCAAAGACCGGGAAGAACAAGCAGGUUCUGGACAAGCUUCAGGUUGAGCGGGAGAGAGGCAUCACCGUGAAAGCUCAGACGGCCUCUCUGUUUUAUGACUACGGGGGGGAGCAGUAUCUCCUGAACCUCAUCGACACGCCAGGUCAUGUUGACUUCAGUUAUGAAGUGUCCCGCUCGCUAUCUGCAUGUCAAGGGGUCCUGUUGAUUGUCGAUGCCAAUCAGGUACCAAACAGGGCAUCCAGGCUCAAACUGUGGCCAAUUUCUACUUGGCGUUCGAAGCCCAGCUAUCAAUCAUACCCGUAAUUAACAAGAUUGAUUUGAAAAAUGCUGAUCCCAGUCGUGUGGAGUCUCAGAUUGAAAAGGUGUUCGAUAUUCCGUCAGAGGAGUGCAUCCGGAUUUCCGCUAAGUUGGGAACAAAUGUUGAAAAAGUUCUCCAAGCGGUUGUGGAGAGGAUUCCAGCGCCAGCAGGAAGCGUCCAUGAACCUUUUAAAGCCUUAGUGUUCGACUCCAAUUUCGACCACUACAGAGGAGUGGUGGCCAACAUCGCUGUGCUGGGAGGUCGAGUUAAAAAAGGAGACAAGAUAGUUUCGGCGCAUCUCCGUAAAACCUACGAGGUCAACGAGCUCGGCCUUCUGAGGCCCGAUGAGCUCCCAACACAGAAACUAUUUGCAGGUCAGGUGGGAUACAUCAUCGCAGGGAUGAAGGAGGUGAAGGAGGCCCAAAUUGGCGACACGCUCUUCCUUCAGGAGCGGCCUGUGGACGCCCUUCCGGGCUUUAAACCCGCCAAGCCCAUGGUCUUUGCAGGGAUGUAUCCAAUGGACCAGUCAGAAUACCCGGGCCUUCGCAGUGCCAUUGAGAGGCUGACCCUGAAUGACUCAAGUGUCAUGGUGCAGAGAGACAGCAGUCUGGCCCUGGGAGCUGGCUGGAGACUUGGCUUCCUGGGUCUUCUCCACAUGGAGGUGUUCAAUCAGAGGCUGGAGCAGGAGUACAACGCCUCCGUCAUAGUAACUGCCCCCACCGUGCCCUACAAGGCCGUCCUCUCCUCGGCCAAACUCAUUAAGGAACGCGGCAGCGAGGAGAUCAUCAUCGUGAACCCGGCUCAGUUUCCGGACAGGUCGGCUGUGUCUGAAUAUCUGGAGCCCAUGGUUCUGGGGACCAUCCUGGCUCCAGACGCUCACACUGGAAAGAUCAUGAACCUCUGCUUGAACCGCAGGGGUGUCCAGAAGAACAUGGUGUACAUCGACGACCAGCGGGUCAUGAUGAAGUACCUCUUCCCUCUGAAUGAGAUCGUCGUGGACUUUUACGACCUCCUCAAAUCGCUGUCGUCUGGAUAUGCAAGCUUUGAUUAUGAGAGUGCCGGCUACCAGGCUGCCGAUUUGAUAAAGAUGGAUCUCCUGCUGAAUGGCCAUCCGGUGGAAGAGCUCACCACCAUUGUGCACAGAGAACGCGCAUACACAAUGGGCAAAGCCAUGUGUGAGCGGCUGAAGGACUCCAUUCCAAGGCAGAUGUUCGAGAUCGCCGUGCAGGCAGCCAUUGGAAGUAAGGUCAUCGCACGGGAAACAAUAAAGGCAUACAGGAAAAAUGUUCUUGCAAAAUGCUAUGGAGGUGAUAUAACACGAAAGAUGAAGCUCCUGAAGAAACAAGCAGAAGGCAAAAAGAAGAUGAGGCGCAUCGGAAAUGUGGACGUCCCCAAAGAUGCUUUUAUUAAUGUUCUGAAGAGAAAGGAUAAAUAGAAAUAUUAUGUCAUCAUAGUGCAUUAUAGUCUCCGAUUAAAGAGACUAGAUUUGAUUUUCUUAAUUAAAGCUCUGCUGAAUAUUUUUACCGA
Messenger RNA from Oryzias latipes (Japanese medaka), 2501 nucleotides. The record is from RefSeq and is a predicted model, not a curated record. NCBI's taxonomy places the organism in Eukaryota, Metazoa, Chordata, Actinopteri, Beloniformes, Adrianichthyidae.